Messenger RNA from Columba livia (rock pigeon), 2606 nucleotides. Its product is annotated as rho GTPase-activating protein 24. The transcript has 2 exons. The record is from RefSeq and is a predicted model, not a curated record. The coding region runs from base 368 to 832 and encodes 154 amino acids. NCBI's taxonomy places the organism in Eukaryota, Metazoa, Chordata, Aves, Columbiformes, Columbidae.
AGACAAACUACACCUAACAGACUGAGGUUAGGAAAGCAGUAGUAGCUCCUGGAGAUGAGAAUACACCAGCCACGACUAUAAAGACAAGUGGGCAGCUGACAAGAGCAGCAGCUCAAGACCUCAACCCGCUGCGUAGAAAAAGCAAAGCUGGAGCCUGAAAUAAGAUCCAGGGUCCAGCAAAAUGGACUAUUUCCAAGUAUUUGGAAAGCUUCAAACAGCUGUGGGGAGGAAGAAAACUCUCACAGUCCGUGACAAGGCAGAGCGAGACAGACACGAAAACAGAGGCUCCUCUAAAGCAGAAAGGGCAGCGAGUCUCCGACAACAGCUGGGGGGCUGGGGGGGUGGCUGGGCACACCCCCACUGCUAAAUGAUGUUUGAGGAAAAUCCUCCUUCAAGUUAUUUGACAAGAGCUGCCCACUCUGAAGACUCCCAAGAAACCAUCACAGCCAUAAGUCACGUCUUGCGGGAUCAGGAAGAUACACAACUCGUCCCAGCGGACGACAGCGAGAGCUUCGCGGCCCCGGGUGACUUGCCAGCAAACCCGACCUCCCCGCAGCAGCGCCUGGCAAAGCUGAAGCUGCUGAUGACCCAACAGAAGGCUGAGUACGAGUCCAAAAUUGCAAGGCUGGAGCAGCGGAACCGAGAGCUGCAGUGGGAGAUCCGGGACACGCAGUGGCAGCUGGGACAGCAGCGCCAGCGGCACCGGCUGGCGGAGAUGAAGAUACGAAACGCGGAGAGAGCGAAGGAAGAUGCAGAGAGAAGGAAUGAAAUGCUGCAAAAAGAAAUGGAAGAGUUUUUUGAAACCUUUGGGGAAAUUAACGGAUGGAAGUAAACCAGAGUGUGGUUAGCUUGAAACAGAGCUGAAGGGUAAGGGAGGGAAAGGCCCCAUCCCAACUCCAGCACGUACUCAAUGUCAGAGGUGAAAGAACAAACCCAGCAGUAAAACCAGGCUGUCAGUUAUACAGGGACAGCUGACAAAGCCCUUGGGAUCCCUGAGCCCGGGAGCUCUGCACACCAGCUGACCCCAGGGACACUUGUGCUUCUGGACACCCCGCACCCCGACUCCCCGGGCAGCCUGUGCUGGGGAAGCACCCGCUGGGUUUGGGUCACCCUGGAGUCUUGUAGGGACGCCCUGAAAGCCCAAGUGGUUUUAAUCGAGGGAUGUCAUGUGCAUCUGGGGUUUUACCAGCUGCCCCAGAGGUCCCACAGCUAUCACACGGGCUUUAAGAGAGUAUUUACCUCUUCCUCAAAAUAAGUAUUUUUUUCGAGUCAGCUGUACCUCUGUCUUGUUCAGUGAGAACAAAAUGAAACACAACGCUGUUUGAGCAUGAAGAUAAAAUUCCACCUAAGUCCUUUUACAUAUGUACAUAUACAUACACAUGUAUAUAGCCAGUAGAUUAUCCAAAACUUGCCAAUAAAUCAGACAAACUAAUUCUGAUCCUGUUUAACCUCCUGAUGGCAAAACAGAUCUGUCAGAAUUACCAGACAAGCUGCUGCAAUUCCAAAAAACCAUCCCAGAUUUCAAAAUACACUUGACAGUAAACCAAGUGCUGUUAAUGUGCCCAAAUGUUUCAGCUGGUCAGAAGAAAGCAGCACCAACCAAUCUCUCAAAACUGUUCUUCAUUCAUUUUCCAUACCAAUACUUACUUUUUGGUUAACUGGAAGCUAAAGUGGGAAUUGAAACUUUAUGUUCUAAGAUAACUACGAGCAUACAUCAUUUCAGUUACACGCAACAUUCCGUUUCAACACAGGAAGAAUCAAGAAAAAAAAAAAUCGCUACAGUAAAUAAGACAGAGUGCUCAAAUCUUUUAAGUAUACAUCUUUAUUUGUAAUUUUACAGUGGCUUUAGUACAGUUUUAUGAUAAAGUUUUUGGAGAAAACAAAACAAAAAAGCUUCAGAACGAGGCUUUAACUAACACUUCAGAACUAGUUAUUGACAGUUUUCCAUAUGAAAUUCUAAUUUCCUUAAAGAAAAUCAAUCCAAAACCAAGGAAGCACGACUGCUGUCCAUAAAAAAUGCCAACUUUUAGUCAUCCCAAAAAGAAAAAUCCAGCAUCAGACAAAAUAGCCACUGCAUUGAAAGGAACAGGUUCCUAUUGCACAAGCGUCAAGAAUGAGAUAUGACAUUCAAUGCCUAAUUUCAUAGGCAGAAGAGGCCACGUGUAUCUAUAUAAUUAGACUUCAAAGCACAUCUUUCUUCUGAAAUUUUAUACCAUACUGUAACUGAUAUUAAGGCCAUAAAAAUCAGAACACUAACAAGUGAUAGGGCUUGAUGCUACUUUUUGUGACAUUUGGUAAACAGAAGGAGGCGUAAAACAAGGCAGACAAAGCGUUUGGAAGGGAGUUGAGACUUGAAGGCAUUUCAAAAGAAGUUCUCAAAGAACUGAUUUUUGGAGGGAGUUUGAGUCAUUAGAUAAAGCUGGAUUUCAUAAAUCACUCCAGGAGCCUAUUAUACUCUUCAAUAGCAUGUGUUCUGGAGUACAUUACAGAAUAUAUUCUCUGGAAUUAAUAUUUGCAUUUGUCUGAAAACAACUCUAUUUGUUAUUCCCUCUUUAAAAUAUAUGAAAAUGUGUAUAAUCUUUAUAAAUUAUCUUAAUGACCAGGUA